UAAAAUUUCCCUUCAAUUUUGAAAGGAAGGUAAGGACACGAAUUAAAAGUUAAAGUACUAUUUAAAACUUAUGUUGCAGUUAAUAUGCAUUCAGAAGCACAAACAAUAAAAUGAAAAUUGUGUUGAUACUCCAAGCUUCAUUGACCUUUUAUACAAGUUCAUACGAUUGUUGAAGUAAACAUAUACUCAACAACUUAGCAAUUGAAUAUAAUGAUGCAAUUAAGCUGUUAUCAAGAUACAUUUCGAAAUCCGUCUUAAUCUAGCGCGACAAAAGAGCAUCAUUUUCAUGUCUUGUGCUGUUGUGUGCAGUACAUUCGCAUAAAAUAUUGAUUUUCAGUCAAAAAUGGCAGAGCAAUCAAUGUCAUCUUUUGUCGACGAGAUUUUGGAGAUGAAUUGCCUGUCUUGCGUAAUUUGCAAAGAAGUGUUGAGGCCUCCGAUAAUGUUAACACAAAACCUUGGGAAUGUUUGUUCGACUUGCUAUGAGGAGAAGUGUGAGCUUUCUCAGAUGACGAGUCUGCCAAAUGAACCAAUGGAGAAGAUAUUGAAGUUGAUGAAGCUCCCUUGCAGAUAUAAACAAAAAGGCUGUGAAGAAACUUUGUCUUAUGAAGACCUUUUGACACAUCAGAAUUCCUGCCGAUAUCGCACCAAAUUAUGCGCCCUAUUCAGAUUCACUGGGUGCGACUGGGAGGGGAACAGAAACGAUUUUGCUACGCAUUUCAAAGAAUGCCAUGGAGACCAUGUGAUCAACUUUGAAAACAACAUUUUCUUCCUCGAAACCUCGUUGCGAGAUUUGAACUUGGUGAAGCUGCUCAUUAUGAACAAGAAAGUCUACAUUUUGAGAAUGCAGACAAAUCCUACGAAAAAGAAGCUUUUCUAUAUGAUUUGUAAUGUCAAAGAUGAACACAGUUCAUUCUGCGAGUACUCAGUAAAACAUAAGGGGAGUAGUGAUAACUACAUAAAGACAAAGUCUAAGAUUCUGUCUUCUUACAAUAUUUACAACGAGUUUGAUGAGAAUAUUGCCGUGCAAGUGGAUUUGGAAGCCUUAAAACAGAUUUCCCAGAUUUCUGAUACCAUCACCAAUAUUUUCAAAAUCAAAGCUGAGGAAUCUAGAGCAGAACAUCUAGAUGAAAAGAUAUUACACUUCUUCGAAUGCCCCGUCUGCAAGAACUACAUGAAACCGCCCAUCUACCAAUGUCAAUCGGGUCACAGCAUUUGCAACAGUUGCCGACCCCGACUAGAAAAAUGUCCGACUUGUCGCGCCAUCUUCGGCAGUACCAGGAACUACUCCCUGGAGGGCCUCACUUCAGGCGUGCAGUACCCUUGUUUGUACCACGACCUGGGAUGUCCAGAAACUGCUAUUGCGAAUGUUAUCAGCAGACAUGAGCGGGAGUGUCAGUUUAAGCCAUACAGCUGUCCAUUUACCAACUGUACCUCUACUGGGAAUUAUCAUACAAUGAUCAAUCAUCUGAUCGCAUUUCAUUCAGAAUCUGUUAUAUACAAUGGAGCUACAGGUAUGCACUUAAUACUGUUUCUUUAUCAUACAGAGUAUUUCAAAAAUAGGGAGGGAAGAUUCAAAAGGUGGUAUGGACUAUGAAGUAGUCCUCGGAAUGUAAUCUACAAAGUUUUUUGUCCUUGGCGUAGUAGUAACCAUGUGUGAAAAUUACAUCAAUAUCCGAGCGGUAAACCCAAAAAACGUAUCUCAUUUUCAAAAAUUGUCUACCUCGCAAUGUUUCCGCACCGGUGGCGGAAGAAGUAUUGAUUAUUUAUAACUAGUGAAUAUCACUACUUACUAGUUUGUUCAGGACUGAUUCAUAAUAUUGUUUUUUAUAAUAAAUAAUUCAAGUGAAAUGAUUUUUUCACAUAAAACAAACUAGGCCGAACAGUCUAUUUUAACUUGAUUUUAACACCAAAACUAAAUUUGGCCCCAAAGUCUCGAAACUCGCGAAACUUGCAGGCCUUUCGGUCCCUUUAACAGUUAGUUCCGAAAUUGCCGGUAUCCAUGAAAAUGUUUUAUCGAUUAAACUGGGCAAAGAAGUUAUUUUGAAACUUUAUCGGAAAAUCUGAUAAUAGUGUAUUUUCUAAACAUAUUAUUUUGUAUUGAUUGUAAUGUUUACUCGUGACGAAAUAAAUAUUUUGAAUUUUCAUUUUAAUGGAAUAUCAAUGUUCUGCAUCCAAAAAUGUAUUGAGUUUCUUCAUUUUUUCCUCAACCGAAUCGGCUUCCAGUUGCAGUCACUAAUUUUAGUUGAUACCAACCAGAUAUUUUAAAAUACUUAUAAAAGUAUUGGAAACGUGGUAUACAAUCAAAUAUUUUGUGGCAUAUGUAACUCUUCUUUUGUACCACACAAGUGAG
This is a messenger RNA of Acanthoscelides obtectus, 2350 nucleotides long. The record is from the annotation of a GenBank genome assembly. NCBI's taxonomy places the organism in Eukaryota, Metazoa, Arthropoda, Insecta, Coleoptera, Chrysomelidae.